Echinops telfairi (small Madagascar hedgehog) is the source of this 6239-nucleotide messenger RNA. RefSeq names its product ELKS/RAB6-interacting/CAST family member 2 (gene ERC2). Gene Ontology annotation, cellular component: cytoskeleton of presynaptic active zone. Gene Ontology annotation, biological process: neuromuscular synaptic transmission; maintenance of presynaptic active zone structure; regulation of synaptic plasticity. The record is from RefSeq and is a predicted model, not a curated record. Gene Ontology annotation, molecular function: structural constituent of presynaptic active zone. NCBI's taxonomy places the organism in Eukaryota, Metazoa, Chordata, Mammalia, Afrosoricida, Tenrecidae. Bases 137 to 3046 code for a protein of 969 amino acids. The transcript has 19 exons.
CUGAUUGGAGUCAUUCCCUGGUACAAACUAUGCAAAGAAUCCAGUGACCACUGUGGCCGCCAGUGGAACUACUGGCCAUCUCCCACCGAGGACGGCGGCGUUUCUUCUCUUCUGCAGCACCUGGUAACCAAGGAACAUGUACGGCAGCGCCAGAGCACUCGGUAACCUGGACGGCAGCCCUUCCCGGUCGCCUCGCUUGCCACGGUCCCCGCGGCUGGGCCACCGAAGAACAAGCAGUGGGGGAGGGGGGGGCACGGGCAAGACGCUGUCCAUGGAGAAUAUCCAGUCCCUGAAUGCAGCCUACGCCACAUCGGGACCCAUGUAUCUGAGCGACCACGAGGGCGUGGCUUCCACAACGUAUCCCAAGGGCACCAUGACUCUGGGGAGGGCCACGAACCGAGCUGUGUACGGAGGCCGCGUGACCGCCAUGGGGAGCAGUCCCAACAUUGCGUCUGCUGGACUGUCGCACACAGACGUCCUUUCCUACACAGACCAGCACGGGGGGCUGACCGCCGCCUCCCACCACCACCACCACCAGGCGCCGUCCAUGCUGCGGCAGGUCCGGGACAGCACCGUGCUGGAUUUCCACGCGCAGCUCCGGGAGCUUCAGCGGGAGAACGAGCUCCUUCGCAAAGAGCUGGACAUCAAGGACAGCAAGUUGGGCUCGUCCAUGAACAGCAUCAAGACCUUCUGGAGCCCCGAGCUCAAGAAGGAGCGGGUGCUGAGGAAGGAGGAGGCCGCCCGCAUGUCGGUCCUCAAGGAGCAGAUGAGAGUGUCCCAUGAGGAGAAUCAGCAUCUGCAGCUGACCAUCCAAGCCCUGCAGGAUGAGCUGCGGACGCAGCGAGACCUCAACCACCUCCUGCAGCAGGAGAGCGGCCACCGCGGGCCGGAGCACUUCACCAUCGAGCUCACCGAGGAGAACUUCAGGCGUCUGCAGGCCGAGCACGACCGGCAGGCCAAGGAGCUGUUCCUGCUGCGGAAGACGCUGGAGGAGAUGGAGCUGCGGAUCGAGACGCAGAAGCAGACGCUCAACGCCCGGGACGAGUCCAUCAAGAAGCUGCUGGAGAUGCUGCAGAGCCGGGGCUUGCCGUCCAAGAGCCUGGAGGAGGACACGGAGCAGACGCGGCGGGUGGCCGAGGCCGAGUCCCAGGUCAGCCACCUGGAGGUGAUUUUAGACCAGAAGGAGAAGGAGAACAUCCACCUGAGAGAGGAACUGCAUCGGAGGAGCCAACUGCAGCCGGAGCCCGCCAAGACCAAGGCUCUGCAGACGGUGAUCGAAAUGAAGGACACCAAAAUCGCGUCCUUGGAGAGAAACAUACGUGACCUGGAGGACGAGAUCCAGCUGUUAAAAGCUAACGGUGUGCUGAAUACUGAGGACCGGGAAGAAGAGAUCAAGCAAAUAGAAGUUUACAAGAGCCACUCCAAGUUCAUGAAAGCCAAGAUCGAUCAGCUGAAGCAGGAACUGUCAAAGAAGGAGUCCGAACUUCUUGCCUUACAAACAAAGCUUGAAACCCUUAGCAAUCAAAAUUCAGAUUGCAAGCAACACAUUGAAGUGCUUAAAGAGUCACUUACUGCCAAAGAACAGAGAGCCGCCAUCCUUCAGACGGAGGUGGAUGCCUUGAGACUGCGUUUGGAAGAGAAAGAAUCUUUUCUCAAUAAGAAAACAAAGCAGCUGCAAGACCUCACGGAAGAGAAAGGGACCCUGGCCGGAGAGAUCCGCGACAUGAAGGACAUGCUGGAAGUCAAGGAAAGAAAGAUCAACGUGCUUCAGAAGAAGAUUGAAAACUUGCAAGAACAACUUAGGGAUAAAGACAAGCAACUGACCAAUCUGAAGGACAGAGUGAAGUCCCUGCAGACAGAUUCCAGUAAUACCGACACUGCACUGGCGACCCUAGAAGAGGCCUUGUCAGAAAAGGAGAGAAUCAUCGAGCGUUUGAAAGAACAGCGGGAGAGAGACGAUCGGGAAAGACUAGAAGAGAUCGAGUCCUUCCGGAAAGAGAACAAAGACCUGAAAGAGAAGGCCAAUGCUUUACAAGCUGAGCUGACUGAGAAAGAGUCUAGCCUGAUCGACCUCAAGGAGCACGCGUCCUCCUUAGCCUCGGCAGGGCUGAAGAGGGACUCCAAAUUAAAAUCUCUAGAAAUCGCCAUCGAACAAAAGAAGGAGGAAUGCAGCAAACUGGAGGCGCAGUUGAAAAAGCAAGCUGAGCAGUUGUUCAAUCAGAUGUACAACCCAGCUCAUAACACUGAAGAUGACUCCAGGAUGAACCCCGAGUUUGCCGACAGGAUCAAGCAGCUUGAUAAGGAGGCGUCCUACUACCGAGAUGAGUGUGGCAAAGCCCAGGCGGAAGUUGACCGGCUGCUGGACAUCCUCAAGGAGGUGGAGAACGAGAAGCAUGACAAGGACAAGAAGAUCGCGGAACUGGAAAGCUUGACCCUCAGGCACAUGAAGGAUCAGAAUAAGAAGGUGGCCAACCUGCGGCACCACCAGCAGCUGGAGAAGAAGAGGAACGCCCAGUUACUGGAGGAAGCGCGCAGGCGAGAGGACAGCCUGGCCGACGACUCGCAGCACUUGCAGAUAGAGGAGCUGAUGAACACCCUGGAGAAGACCAGGCAAGAAUUAGAUGCCACCAAAGCGCGCCUUGCCUCCACACAGCAGUCCCUGGCGGAGAAAGAGGCCCAUCUGGCGAAUCUCCGCGUGGAGCGGAGGAAGCAGCUGGAGGAGAUCCUGGAGAUGAAACAGGAAGCCUUGCUAGCAGCCAUCAGCGAAAAAGAUGCGAACAUUGCCCUCUUGGAAUUGUCUGCGUCCAAGAAGAAGAAGACCCAGGAGGAAGUCAUGGCCCUCAAGCGGGAAAAGGACCGACUGGUGCACCAGCUGAAGCAGCAGACCCAGAACCGGAUGAAGCUGAUGACGGACAGCUAUGAUGAGGACCACCACCACCACCACCACCACCACCACCACCACCACCACCGAUCUCCCGGGAGGUCGCAGCACUCCAACCACAGGCCCUCUCCGGACCAGGAUGACGAGGAGGGCAUAUGGGCAUAGCGGGGCCUGCAAACCAAAGUUCCAGUUUUGUUUUGAGGAUGACCCAUCUCUGUCGGAGGCACGGAGGCACAGCCAGCUCUCACACUGUACAUUGAUCACCUGUCCAACCUUUGCCUAGAGCGGGAGCCCCCAGGUCCUUCAAGAGAGCCACCUUUACCUGUCUGUAAAGAAGAGGAGGAGGAGGAGGGAGACAGCGGGCACAUCGCUGGUGCACCCGAGCAGGUUCCAUGCGUACUUGCACCCUGUUGGAGCGUCAGAAGGGCUGACUGAGGAGCGCGCACAAUCUUCCGAUCAUCGAUCACAGGCCGGCUCCCAUCACUGCCCCCACCCAGCACCCGGAGCGUGUCCGCAGGUCCGCCCUCACUUGGCAGCUCCGGCAUCGUCCUCAUUGCUGGCGCCUCUCACGGAGUCUGUCCAACAUGCCGGGCAGGAAGGACACAGUGCUGGAGAAUCAGGACAGAUGCUGCCCUUUCCGUCGGCCUGUGGGCAUCUUCCCUCCAAGUGUGGUCAGGGGCCGCCGUUCUGUCUGAGUACCCACAUACCGUUGGAUAGGUUGAGCCCCAUGGAAUAUAAACUGCAGGCUCAGCUUCUGUGGGACAGCAGCGUCCUCGCCAGGGACUGUGCUGGGCUGGUCAGUGGGGGUCAUUAUCCCUAAAGCACUGGCCUCUAAGACAGUACCGGUUUGCUGUGUGUGGGUAGCGCGGGCGGUCCAGGGCACCAAUGUGCAGGGCGUGCUGGACUAGAAAGGAAAACAACAGAGACUGAGCCUAUACCCUCCUCUGUUUCUUUAACUUGCUGUUCCAAGAACCGCGUUUUGAUGGUGUAAUCGGUGGUUCCCUCUGGGCCAGGUUGGAAGUGAAAUCAAUUUUUUAAACCACUACUACUUGCCAAGAAAUCGCCUUAUAAGAACAUGGUGUGUGUCUCUGACAAUACAUGGCGCAUCUCAGUGGGUCAUCCAUAAAUUUUAUCUCCCCUGACCAUGUACUGAGGAGUGGCAAAAGCCCGAGGCCCGUCCGCCGACACCGCUACGGCCGGACUGGCCGCCUCAGGCUCUUUCCAUUCCCAUCGGUGCAGGUCUCCGUGAGGAAGCUGGGACUCAUUCACAUUUCAAGGUCCAAGUGCUGUGCAAACAGUGCAGCUGAGGUCUUUCUGUAAACAAACGGUACUUUCUCUUGUUCUUUUUCUAAAAAAAUAAUACAUGUCUGCAACAUGGAUUCCAAAGCAUUGUCAGCAUCCAACAUGCAAUCAUUGAUGAAUGAGGAGCAAUCACAAAAGCUGUGUGUCUGUAUGGGCCUCUGCGCACCAUCUGGGUGCAGAGGCCUUUAAGCUCACGCCAGGGACAGAGACUGCCAUUCUGAGCUCUUUAGCAUGCAGUGAUGCGGCCCUGGGGAGGAGCCAACUCCUGCUGUUUCCUCUGAAAAUUCACAACAACAACAACAAGUUGUUGUAACUUCAUGAAACUCACGAAGUGUGGCCGAUGUGUGCAGCUCUCAAAUCGAUCCAUUUUCUUGUCAGUGGAAGAAACCCUUCCACGCGUACGCAAGUGGGAAGUAAAAAAAUCUGCAUUUCUAAAGGACAAACAGUGAAUUUAAGCAUGAGUGGCCUUAAUCAAUCUAGUUUGUCUUUCUUUGCUGCUGUGAGAAGGAUUCUAAACAGAUAACCCUAAAGUCUUUGGCAGUUGGAUUUAGUCAUUGUUAUUACUUAAAAAAAAAAAACAACUGAAAAUGUUGGUGCAAUUAACUCUGGACCUCUCUCAUGAGCCAUAGAGAUGUUCCCGGGACAGACGCCUUGCUGCCGGAGGAAGAAGACAUCGUGUCUGACCUGCACUGUCCCUUCUUGGCGGGUGGGGAGUCCUGUAUUCAAGGAGGUCCCUUGCUUCUAGCUUUGUUCUUGUCGUCAGCGAGUAUAGAAAGCCGUGUCAAAGCUUAUGUCGCGUCAACAGUCCCAACGCAUUCACGUCGAAAAUGUUGUCCUUCAGCUGUCAAUGGGGCGGAGGCUUUGGCUGGGGAAGCAGGCAGCGGCGUUCUUCACAAAUGUAUUUUCCACCUUUCUCUCAACACAACGCUGCGUGGAGAACCCAGUCCCACAGGCACCCCCAUGCAGCGUCCAGGGUGUGCCAGCAGGCGGGCCUCCCUGUCUCCCCAAGCCAGGGCUUGACCUGAACUUGGCAGCUGAAUACUUGAAGGAGGAAAUCCAAAAGGGAACACAGAUAGCCCCUCCACACAGAAAAGAAGAAAAAAAAAAAGCAAGCAAGCAACACACAACAGAAGCCCACGAAUAGGGAGCUAUUUCUACAUAUGUGCCAAUUUUGUCACAGGUCUUGCUUUAGGGAUUAUUUUUUGGACCCCGCUUAGGUUCGUUCAAAGUAUUGCUAAUCUGACUUUCAUGAGGUCAUAUUGUUUAGGCCCCAGUAAAUCAAGCUUCCGUCUCUUACAUAGCAUCUUUCCCCCAUGCUGUGUCAUAUUCUCCAGUGUUUGGGGGUUACCGCAAAAUAAAAAUUAAGAACCCUUUUCAUAUGUUCAGAAUCGUCUCUGGGUUUACAACAAACACUGUGAUGAACCGCGAGCAGGUCCCCCUCGUGAGGAAGUUAAGAAUCAAUCAGUGCAAACCGGGGAGACUGACGCCCGUGGGAGGCGUCAGUCUGCUUUGAGCAGAAGCAGGCUCUUGUGUACACCCCGUUUAAUCUCGAUGGACAGUCUCAAUUUUGUACCUAACGAUUUCUGUGUAUCCGGUAUGCCCAUUCGCCGCAAGCAACUUUGAAAGUGGGUCUCCAUUUACUUUGUCAACCGUGUGUAUGACGAGACCUCCCGGGCUGACCCAAGCUCUCGCUGCGAUGUUUCCGUGUAGAGUGGCGUUUGAAUGCUGCCAGGGGUCGUGUAUCUAGUUCCCCCCAGACCCUCGUUUGAUAGUGCUUCUUGUAGUAUUUCUUCAAGUGAGUGGCAUGUGGGUUGUGAUAUUGACCAUGUGAUUAUGGACAUUGAUAUGAAAAUAAAUAAAUACAUACAUAACAAACCUAAGGAACUCUUUGGAAACUCCCAGUGGGCAUGUAUUCUCCCGUCACCGUAGCCUGUGUCCAGUAGAAUACAAGGUACACGACAUGUAUGGUUCAUACACGUGUUACCGUGUGUGUGAGAAGUUCUUUGUGCUGACUGCCUUAUUUAUAUCCAUCAAAUAAACUUUGUUCCUUUCUGAA